UAUAUAUCAAAUGAACUGGUAACAUUCCUGUUAAUGUAAGAAAGCGUUGCUGUGUAUUUAUGUUUUACUUUUUAAUCAGAAGGUAUCUCCAUUUUAUAAGCUUGAGGCUUCCUGAUCUUUCCUUUCAAAUGUCCUAUUCUUUUUGAUUAUCUGGAUGUCAUACAGUCUAAUAUAUGCGCGAAAUAAAUACAUAAAUGUAUAAAUCAAUAAAUAAAUACAUUGCUGAUUAAAACCCCUCUCCAAAAAGAGUUGCUCCAUCCAUGUAGUUAUAUCCCCGCCUCCCUCUAUUUAAACGCCCCUGUGAUUGGUCAACAAACCGUCUAAAUAAUUCUACCCACCAAUGGCCGACAAGACUCGUGAACGUCAUCACUAGAUGCCGGAAGAAAUGUCACAUGUGUCAACCAACCUCUAAAGCACUGCUGAAUUUGCAUCCAUCUAGUUGCUUUUAGGUAAAUAAUGUUUUAAGAAAAGCGUGAGGAAAUGUAUAAACGAGCAAUAAGUAAUUAAUCGGUGUUGUUUUUUGUAAUGACCGUGGCGUAUUUAUAAUGAAUACGGUCAAUUUGAAGCUCAGGGCCUUUACACUUGUGCUUAUUAAAGGCAAAGCUCUGUCUGCGGCUGUCACUCGCUGUGAGUUUACUCUCCACCGGACUUUCUUCCAGUUAUUCCGCACAAUGGCUACGAAUUAUAGUAACACCCCGGAGACGAGGCAGCUGAUGGGACCGAAGAAAGCCAAGCAUAAGGAGCCUCUGCGCCGGGUGAAGACCAAAGAGAGCCGGGGCAAACGGGGGGACGCUCACGGACCGGCCACCGUGUACCUGCAGGUGGUCGGGGCUGGGAGCAGAGACAACGCUGCCUCCCUGUAUGUGUUCUCCGAUUACAACAGAUACCUGUUCAACUGUGGAGAAGGAACACAGAGACUGAUGCAGGAACACAAACUGAAAGCUGCUCGACUGGACAACAUCUUCCUCACCAGAAUGAGCUGGGAGAAUGUGGGGGGGUUAUCAGGGAUGAUAUUGACUCUAAAGGACACAGGUGUGCCAGAGUGUGUUCUCUCUGGACCUCCACAGCUGGAGAACUAUGUGAAAGCCAUAAAGUCGUUUUCUGGACCACUGGAGGACAUCAAGCUGUCUGUGCGACCGUACACCGAAGAGAUGUUCACGGAUGAAACGAUGACAGUUUAUCAAGUGCCAAUAUUUGCGCAGUUGAAGGGUGACGACAGAUCGCUCUCCCCCAAAUCGGGUGGGAGCAGCCCGUCCCGCAGCCCUCCCUCCCCCAGGAGAGACGACUCCUACAGCAACAGCCGUGGAAACAGUCCAGGUGAAAGACGAAAAGCCACUAGAGACACGUCUUUGGUUGUUUCCUACGUCUGCAAGCUUCACCCAAAGAAAGGAAACUUCUUAGUCGCUCAAGCAAGGGAGCUGGGUUUGCCUGUUGGCACAUCAGUGAUUGGUCCUCUCAUAGCGUCUUUGAAGUGCGGAAAAAGCGUCAUGUACGAAGGCAAAGAGAUCCGGCCGGAGCAGGUCUGCACUCCUGCUGACCCGGGACCGACCUUUAUUAUCGCAGAGUGUCCGUCUGAGGACUUCAUCGAGGCGGUUUGCUCCAAUCAGCAGCUGAAAAGAUACCAGACAGGAGGGACAGAGGACUCUGUAGUGAUGGUCGUCCACAUGACUCCAGAAUGUGUUUUGAAAACAGAUCAAUACAGGAAGUGGAUGGAGAGAUUCCCCUCCACCACUGAACAUCUGAUCCUUAAUGAACACAAUUGCACGGUCCACAACGUUAGAAGUCACAAAAUCCAAGCCCAGCUGAACAUGAUCCACCCGGAGAUCUUUCCAGAGCUCAAGACUUUUAAAACAAAGGUAACACAAAACAAUAC
Notothenia coriiceps (black rockcod) is the source of this 1873-nucleotide messenger RNA. RefSeq names its product zinc phosphodiesterase ELAC protein 2-like. Gene Ontology annotation, molecular function: 3'-tRNA processing endoribonuclease activity. The annotation marks the transcript as partial. Lineage: Eukaryota; Metazoa; Chordata; Actinopteri; Perciformes; Nototheniidae. Gene Ontology annotation, biological process: mitochondrial tRNA 3'-end processing. The record is from RefSeq and is a predicted model, not a curated record. Gene Ontology annotation, cellular component: mitochondrion. The transcript is spliced from 13 exons.